GUCAGGCAGAACUGACACUGUUCACGUCCGCCACCACCAUGACUUCUCACCCCAACGAGCAUCCCAGCGUGCAAGGCGUCGAGGCUGCGCGAGAGCUCAUAUCGCGGUAUGAAGCACAGUUGCUGACCGGCUGCGGCUAUGAGCGCUGCACUGAGAUUCUCUGCCACACCGGGAGUUUAAAUACAAGCGCGCAGCCGAUACGCAAGUAUACCGCACGAUCGGCCAAAGCAAUUGCCAUGGCAGUCUGCUCUGGCCCCAAACCGCGUGCUCAUCUAUGUCCUCACUACAUGUCCACCACGAGUGGGAAGCAGCCUGCCGCAGCGCAACCACGCGAUCCAUCGGCAUUGAUGCAAUUGAUGGCUGACACUAAUGCCCGUACUUCCAUGAAUGCCAGCUCAAGAACUGGUAGAGGGGAUUUGUCGACGUUGCAUCGACAAUUGGAUCCCUUGAUCUCCGGGGCCUCUGUGGGCAGUGACGACGAGUUUAUGGACAAGCUGCUGCCGUGCAUAGACAAUCUACUCAACUUGAUUCCGGCGCACAGAACGGCCCUAUGGGAGAUGAUCGAUCGCGAAAUUGUGAGUAAAGGAUUUUCGUGUCCUGUCAGGAAGGAGACAAAGCCGGCCGAUGAGAACUGGAAUGCAUGGGUUGCCAUUCUGGACUUCCUAGACAACGAAGCACAUCUGAGACUCUUGCGACGGACGCUUCUAGCCAUUGGCCACAGAUUACGUUCAAGCUAUGCGCUGAAAGAGAGCCAGUCGUGCAACGACAGCGUCUUCAUCCCCAAAUUCACAGUCUUGCUGAUGGACAAGAUCCAAGAACACGCAUCUUCGCCGCUGAGUGUGAUAGUAUGGUUAAAGAGCAUGUUCGCGCGAGCAUGGGACGGUUCGCAACUCCUAUCUUCUGGCUCCGUGGCUCACGCAAUACUGGAGAUCCUGGACAGAUUGAACAUUUAUUGCGCAAAUGUCUCUCGAGACGUAUUCCAGAUGCCAUUCGUGUGCAUGCGUGUUCCAGAGCUGGAUAUGGCAGAGUCAUUCCGUUCUCACGCUCCAGAUGCUGGGCAGCAUAUACUCUACUACCAGUAUCUCUUCUCGCCCUCUCAACUCAUCUUAUGCUUCCGAGCGGUCAAUCUGCUGGCAAUGAGCCGGGCCAAUGCUCAAGUGGCGCAAUCGAGCGACUUCCGACGGCGUUAUAGCAGGAACCGUAGCCUUGAAUUGGACAGCCAAUCAGCACAGCUUCAACACCAGGAAGAACGCUAUCUGCUGCUCUAUAUCAGCCGUGAGGAUAUGAUUAAGGAUACGUUCAAUCAGUUAUGGCAACGAAGGACGGAUGAGAUGCAACGGCCCUUGCGAGUCAGAAUGGGAGCUGAUGAGCUCGACAUUGGGCAUGAUCUUGGGGGCGUACAGAUUGAGUUCUUCAAUAUGAUUUGCAAGCACAUUUUUGCUGAAGAAGCACAGAUGUUCACCACCGACCCUCAGACGGGAUUGAGUUUCUUCAGGGCUGGUGGUCUUCAGCCUACAUACAUGUUCGAGUUGUUUGGACUGCUGAUGGCUUUGGCGAUCUACAAUGGCAUCACGCUGCCCGUGCGACUACCUUCAAUGUUUUACAACACUUUGUGUGGCAGCGAACACGACCUCAUGCUGGCACACGAUCCGUUGAUCAUGAUUCAAGACGCAUGGCCGACGGUUGCUCGAUCCUUGCGGAGUCUGCGGACAGAAUACGUCGAAGAUCUGGAAUUUAUAUUCCCCUUGGAGGCCAACGGCAUACGGCUGUCCUGCCUGCCUCUCACACGCGAGCCGAGAUCAUCUUUGCAAGAUCGAUUGGAAUUGAGAGUCGUGAGCUCUUCACUUUCGUCCAGUAGUUCAGCGAGACCACCUGUCGACAUGAGCCAGCUAAGAGAUGCAUGGCCAGGUUGGGAUAUUGUAGAGUCUGAGGAAAACCCUGAGCCUGUCACGCCGGAAAACAUUGAGCGAUACCUGGCUGCAUACUCGACCUGGUUGUGCUAUCACUCAGUUCGACCUCAGGUCCAAGCAUUCGCGCACGGCUUUCGAACGAGUCAACUCCUCAAUCGCAGUACUCUGUCGAUAUUAGGCCCUUCGCUGCUUAAGUCAUACGUGGAAGGCACAGACGUAUUAGACAUCGCAGACCUUAAGGCAGCCGCGCGCUACGAUGGAUACGACGAGAGACUGAAAUACAUACAAGCAUUCUGGCGCAUUGUCGCCGCUUGGCCACAGGAGAAGCAGAAGCUGCUGCUGAAGUUUGUCACGGCAGCCGAGAGGAUACCAAUUGGUGGAGCUGGUCAUUUGACUUUCAUCAUCAAAAGAUCGCAACCCAAUGACCCAAAUGCUCUACCAACCAGUUCAACUUGCUUCGGAACAUUGAUGUUGCCACGCUAUCAGAGCCACGAGAUCUUAGCAACAAAAUUGGAUAUCGCACUCAAGUUUGGGGCAGAAGGGUUCGGGACAGGAUAAUGUCGAACUUUCACAUAUUAACCAUAUCGGUCGCAGUGGCGUACGUACUUCUAGGUCUGUCAGAGCUGUGUUGCCCGCGAAUACCUGGGUCACUAUGGGCAUGAUCCCCUACAUGGUUCGAGCGGGCUGCACCUUUGGACUGUCACCUGUGUAGCUAUACCGACAUUUCCAAGAUAUCAGAAGACAGUAGCACCACCUGAAGGAACAGUCAGCAUCAGCUAUGAGUAACGGGGCAAGU
Molecule: messenger RNA, 2706 nt
Organism: Cercospora beticola
Lineage: Eukaryota; Fungi; Ascomycota; Dothideomycetes; Mycosphaerellales; Mycosphaerellaceae
Biological process (GO): protein polyubiquitination
Molecular function (GO): ubiquitin protein ligase activity
Source: RefSeq, a predicted model, not a curated record